CUUGUAUUAUAAAUUCAGAUGCUUCACCAGCACAACAUAAUUCAACUCUGAUUCUCGUCUUCUUUCCAAAAAGUUAUUUUAUAUUUGCUAGGUUGAUGGUUUUGACUGCAGAUUUUGGCUAGCUACAAGAUUUUGUUCUGUACAUAUUUUCAAUGUAGGUUUAUUUUACAUGUUUUGAAAUAACAUUCUAUUGUCAAUCUGCUCUCUUGAAAACAUCUAAUUUUCAAUGAUCAUCAUCCAUUGUCUGUGCAGGUCAUUUGUAUGCUGUUUCAUUAAUGAUUGUAAUUUCUCUUUAUUUAGAGGUGCUAAUUUGGACAUUUUUAACUGUUAAAUAUUUGAUGUUAAUAUCUGUUAUCCAUGGGUAAUUUAUCUCAUUUUAAAACAAUUGUAUUGGCUGGUUACAUUGAUAUUGGGAAUAUUAAGUAUUUAUGUUUCAUUGUUUUGAUCCUGCUGUUUGUUGCAAUCAUAGUAGCAAAUCAAUUAAUUAUUGGAAUUAUAUGUAAGGAGAAGUCCCUGCAUGAACCUAUGUAUGUUUUUUUAUGCAGUUUGUCUGUAAAUGAACUGUAUGGCUGCAUUGCUUUAUUCCCAUCCCUUCUAAGUAAUAUGCUACUGGCAAAGAUCCCAGAAGUUUCACUCACCCUUUGUCAUGCUCAGAUAUUUGCUUUGUACACUUAUGGAUCAGUAGAAUUCUGUAAUUUAGCAAUCAUGUCUUAUGACAGGUAUGUAGCCAUCUGUUACCCGUUAGAAUAUCACAGAAUCAUGUCUCCUGCCAGGACAGUUACAUUGAUUACUCUGGGGUGGUCAAUAUCAAUUAUCAAAUUCUCUGUUACUUUAUCAGUGAAUGUACAGCUAAAGUUGUGUGGAAAUGUAUUGGACAAAGUAUGGUGUGACAACUACAUGCUUGUGAAACUGGCAUGCUCAGACACCACAGCAAACAACAUUUUUGGCAUAAUUGGUACCACUGUUACUAUUGUUGCUCCUCUGGCAUUAAUUUUGUUCUCAUAUGCAAAAAUUUUAAGAGUCUGUCUAAAGUCCACAAGAGAAAAGUCCCAAAAAGCUCUAAGUACAUGUACUCCCCACAUUGUCUCACUAAUGAAUUUCUCUGUUGGCUGUUCAUUUGAAUUGAUCCAAAGCAGAUUUGAUAAGGUGCCUAUGCCUCCUGUACUACGUGUGAUUCUUUCAAUUUAUUUUCUGAUGUGUCCGCCACUCAUCAAUCCUAUCAUGUAUGGUAUGAGACUUUCUAAAAUAAAAAGGGCACUUAAAAAUUUAAUUUACGCCAGGAGCUAUAUAAAACCUGUAUCAUAAUAGUGUGUAAAACUAUUGUUCAUUGUCACCUUUCAGGUACUAUAGAAAAAUAAGUCAUGUGCUAACUCAUUGUCUACAAAAAACUGUUGUUUGUAUUUGUCCAAAAUAAGAAUAUCUUAUAAGAUUAAGAAUCGGUGAUAAUUAUUUUGAUUGAUGUUUACAUAAUGUGAAAAUAUUAUGUUUAAUAUCUGUUAAAAUGAACAAUUAACUGUCUUAAAUUUUUUCUUUUUCAUUAGAAUAAUAUUGCUUUU
This is a messenger RNA of Megalobrama amblycephala (Wuchang bream), 1556 nucleotides long. Its product is annotated as olfactory receptor 142-like. Gene Ontology annotation, cellular component: membrane. Gene Ontology annotation, biological process: G protein-coupled receptor signaling pathway. Bases 358 to 1305 code for a protein of 315 amino acids. NCBI's taxonomy places the organism in Eukaryota, Metazoa, Chordata, Actinopteri, Cypriniformes, Xenocyprididae. The record is from RefSeq and is a predicted model, not a curated record. Gene Ontology annotation, molecular function: olfactory receptor activity; G protein-coupled receptor activity. The transcript has a single exon.